Molecule: messenger RNA, 2273 nt
Organism: Sander lucioperca (pikeperch)
Lineage: Eukaryota; Metazoa; Chordata; Actinopteri; Perciformes; Percidae
Product: regulator of G-protein signaling 8-like
Exons: 5
Coding region: 247-771 (174 amino acids)
Source: RefSeq, a predicted model, not a curated record
GGCUGCUCUCCCCCCCCCCACGAUUUCACACCAAUGAGCAUGCCGCGUGUAGCUCUCACUCUCUGGCAUCAGAAACACUAGAUAUCUUCAGUUCCGAGCUGUACAGAUUUAUACAAAUACACACCAGCAUUGGCUAGACGGAGGCUGCUUUCUGCCAAAACACACGUUGGGGAUAAGCAGUGACGAAUAAGAAGGGGAGAAGGAGUCCAGCAUCUCUCGCACACAGCAGACUCAAGGAUCAGUACCAUGAAGACCAGACUAGGCUGCCUGUCCAACAAAUCGGACUCCUACAGCGACUUCUCCGAGUUCCUGCCUCCUACCCACGAAACUACUGCCAGGUGUCCUAAAGUAUCAACGGAUGAGGUUGUUCGAUGGUCAGAAUCGUUUCAUCAUCUCCUUUCUCACAAAUAUGGCCUCGCUGCCUUUCGGACAUACCUCAAGACGGAGUUCAGUGACGAGAAUAUCGAGUUUUGGAUGGCCUGCGAGGAGUACAAAAAAAUCAAAAGCUCAACCAAGCUUGUGUCAAAAGCAAACAAAAUCUUUCAGGAGUUCAUUGAUAUUCAGGCGCCCAGAGAGGUAAACAUUGACUACCGCACCAGGGAAAAGACCAAGCAGAGUCUGGAGGAUCCGUCCCCAACAAGUCUCAACGAAGUCCAAGCUAAAGUCUACGGCCUCAUGGAGAAAGACUCGUACCCACGAUUCCUCAGGUCCAAGAUGUACCAGGAUAUAAUCAAAAGGGCGCAAGCACAAGGCCAGCGAAGGUCUGUUUGACUGAAUUUGAUGAAGACCACAGCCGACACAACACUGGACCUACACUGUAAAUCACUCAGUAACCCUUUGACAUCAUCUCUGAAUACUGUGAAUCUGCAAGGAUGAUGCGACAUGCUUGACUGUUUUCUUUUGUCUACACCAGCUCCAUGCAUGCAAUCCCUGUAGAAAAGACGUGUCUUGGUGGACUGCACUGUACAGUAUAAAGGAGGAGAUUUGAUGAGGAUAAGCUAAUUGUUUUAACUCUACUCAGUACUGGGCGAUAUGUUUGAAAAUAUUAUGUUUGCACUCAAGAAUACACUUUCAACUUUCAACAAAAACUGAAUUCAGAAAAAUGUUCCACUAUUGUUAGACGAGUACUCUAACCAUGGAGUUAAGGAUUACCUUUGACAGAUGUUAGCUGUUUGUGGUCUUUUGUUGGGGCAUGACCAAUACAUUUAAUACCGCAGAUUCUUCAAAUCCUCAAGAAAGAAGUCUAUUGGGAUAAAUACCGUUAUCGUUUUAUCGCCCAGAACUACCUCUGCUUAUCUUCAGUUCUUUGUGAAAUAGACACCUUCGUACGCAGGUCACUAGACCUGUUGUGGUAGUUUGUGUGUUUACAACAAAUGAUGAAGUGAGUGACUUAAUAUCUGAAACUGUGCCAAAGUAGAUUGCACUUAGAGAUUGAUAUAGCUACAUAUUACUGUGUAUUGUAAACUUUUCCAGGUAUGACAUUACAUGUGGAGUAUAAUGAAGGGUUGAGUUUUUUUUUUUUUUUUUUUUUUCUUCAAUUCACUACUAUUCAGGAAGUGGAAAUGUGCUUUUAUCUCUGUUGAAUCUGUUCUAUAUACCAAUGUAUACAGUGCAUGGACCAAUCAUCCCUUGCCAGCCAGAAUUCUAUAGUAAUUAGAUUUGAUUUAAGCUAUGUCAUUGCACUAAAAUACCACAUUAAAUGUUUCAUUGCAUGAUCAACAUUGGAUUUAAAAUGACUCAUAAUUUACAUACAAGUUUGGAAGUGCUGAUUAAAAAGUAAUUGAAAUACCUUACACAAAAAGAAAUUGUUGUUUAUUACAAAACUAAUUUGCUGAAAUGUACAGCAUUCUCAGCAUUCAGUGAUUCAUUAAACUGAAUAUUGGCCUCCUGCCAGUAGUGACUUGAAUGCCCAACCCCCAUGGAAUAUGUUCUGAGGUAUAACGUGUUGUGUACAUUUCCUAAAUAAUUUUCAGCAUGAUGGAAUACUCAGAAUAACUAUUUAGAUAUCCUUUAACUUGAUCAGUAUUUUAUGAAAAUGACUGCAAAAAAUAAGUCCCUACAUGACAAUGUAUUUGAAAUGUGCUCCCUCAACAUUUGAUAAGAUUUCAGGGGAGACAAAUAUUUUUCUUUUUUGCAUGUGUACUGUGAAGGCCAAACUGUUGAAAUACAACAAAUCUGGCUCAACAACAUAUCACCCUAUAUGCUAUGUAAUUGUGUUCCACAUGAAUGUAACUUCCCCCUUAUAUUUUGUGAUUAAAAAUUAAUCUGCAUCU